AUGCCUUCUCUGUGGAAGCGGAUAACAUUCUCGGUGGCCUCGGCGCUCUGUAUCGGCUCGGUGGUCCUCUUGGUGGUGGCUUUAUCCACGGAGCGGUGGGUUACCGGGCGGAUCCUCUGUAAAACCGGGGUGGAGAUAGUGAAUGCGUCAAAUCCCGAGCUGGACCAGUUCAUCGGGAGCAUUUAUUACGGAUUGUUCCAGGGAGGAAAGACCAAGAGGUGCGGGCUCGGGGACAGGCGGUCCAAAAUAUACAUUUUCCCAAAGCUUGUGCGGACACUGAAUGGGGGCCUCCACAUGAUGGUGAUCCUGUUCCUGCUGGUGGCUGUGGGUUUUGCGCUGGUCAGUCUGUCUUUCUGCAUUUACAACGCACGCAAGGUUCCAUACCAGAGCAUCAAAGGGCACAAGGGACUCUAUCUGUGGAACUUCAUUGCUGCUCUAUUUGGUGCCCUGGGUGUUCUGUGCUUCCUGGCAGCUGUUAGACACCACAGUCUGACUGAGCGAGUGGCAAACUUUCGGGAGAACCUCUUCAUCCUCGUCGUCUUGGAUGACAGUCUGGACUGGUCUUUCUGGCUCGGCGUAGGCAGCAUUGCAACUCACUUUGCUGUCUGUGGAGUGGUCGCGAUGAGUCGGAUCAAGCUGCCCAAACCGGAUAUCAAAAAACCUGAAGAACCGACUGUCUCUGCUGUGGACCUGCUGUACUGAAGAAUAUUGUUUUUUAGCAUUUUCAUCACUAAUGAUGGACAAGCGCCAACCGUGAAAACAAAACAGUGCCAGGGCCCUGUUCCUUUGAAGCUGUAACUGAGUUUUAGGUUAAUCACAGCCAAAAUUACGGAGUCAUAACUACAUAAAUUAACAAGUUGGGACUAAAGUGGCGCCUAACUCACAUACAAAGCCC
Pelmatolapia mariae (spotted tilapia) is the source of this 895-nucleotide messenger RNA. RefSeq names its product clarin 2 (gene clrn2). The transcript has 3 exons. The record is from RefSeq and is a predicted model, not a curated record. NCBI's taxonomy places the organism in Eukaryota, Metazoa, Chordata, Actinopteri, Cichliformes, Cichlidae. The coding region runs from base 1 to 702 and encodes 233 amino acids.